UGAGACCUCCUCUGUCGUAUUAACACAAAUACUAACUGUGACAAGUCUCAUGUCAGUGAUGGCUCUGCUGCUCUGGUUCAUCGGUGUGCUGUCAGUGAGUUUGAGCUCUCAGGCUGGUUUAACUGUAGAAGCAGAACCUGGUGAUGAUGUUACUCUCUGGUGUAAACACAGUCUGACUCAACUAGAUUAUUUAUUCUGGUGUAAACACACAAAUACUUCAGCUCCAGUUUAUAUCGCAUGUAAAUAUCACUCAGUAUCAUCCUCCUUUGAUCCCUGUUUCUUCAUCUCUGAGAGUGAGAGGUCAGUGAUGGGAGUGAACUCCACGUUCUCCUCUCUCACUAUAACUGCAGUUACUCUCUCUGACUCAGGACUCUAUUACUGCAGCAGCCUGGAGGAAAAAUACAUGAUCUUCAGCACCACAACAUAUUUACACAUUAAAGAGAAAAAAGAAACAACUUCCAUUGAACCAGAGACAUCUGAAGAGAGAAACAAAACAUCCUCCAAGGCACCAGGCAGAUCUGAAGCUGGAUUCACAUCAGAUGUCUUCUUCAUACUGACUGUGGUGCUCGGGGCUGUGACUGCAGUUCUACUGAUUCUGUUGAUCGUUCAGUGCAACGUUAGAGACGAUUCUAACACUAAACUGAAAGAAGAGAAUGAGGGUUUGAUGAGCCGUGAUGGUCCACUGUUGUCCACUAAUAUGAACAGGAAGGCUGAAGUGAUGGAUCCGUAUGUUCUGUGCUACUAUACUACAGUAGAAUAACAUUGUUAAACCAGAAAAAUGUGUUUUACAGAAUUUCAUUUUUUUUAACUAGGAAACAUGAUGUGUGGGGUUGGGGGGUCUUUCUUCACUUUUACUUGUACUCACAGUCCUAAUGAAGUCAUGAAAAGGUACGAGACGUUACAUUUGUAAAUAAAAUAUUCUUUUUAUGAACUAA
Molecule: messenger RNA, 935 nt
Organism: Pygocentrus nattereri (red-bellied piranha)
Lineage: Eukaryota; Metazoa; Chordata; Actinopteri; Characiformes; Serrasalmidae
Exons: 7
Coding region: 50-760 (236 amino acids)
Biological process (GO): response to bacterium
Source: RefSeq, a predicted model, not a curated record